AUGCGCGCACACACACUCCCAAGCAUAAUCCGUUCCCUCCGCUCGACAGGCAGGGCCUAUGCGCUCACUUGGACCGAAGCAGAUGCCCCGAGGGUGCCGCACCCGUUUUGGGACUCGGACGUGUACAAGACUCUUGAGGCGUGUUGUUAUGCUCUGAUGAAAGAGGAAGACGCCUUCCUGCGCGAAUUCAUAGAUGAAAGCGUGGGGAUCAUCAACCGCGCACAGCACGCAGAUGGGUACAUCAAUUCCCACUACACGGUGCUCGGGCUCUCCCAGCGGUUCACGAACCUGAGGGACAAACACGAGCUGUACCAACUUGGCCAUUUAUGCGAAGCGAGCGCCGCCCACCACCAGCUGACCGGUAGUUGGGCCCUCCUCACCCCGGCGCUCAAGUACGUCUCCCUCGUUGCGGGGUUGUUUGGGAUUGGGGAAGGGCAGAAACGCGGGUAUCCGGGACAUGAGGAAGUGGAGAUUGGCCUGAUGAGGCUGUAUGAGCUCACGGGCCGGGCGGAGUGCUUAAAGCUAGCUGGAUACUUCAUCCUCGAGCGUGGGAGGCGGGACGUGAACGGGGAGACGUUCUACGACCACGAAGCACGUGCGAGGGGUGCAGAUCCGUACGAUCCAUGGGGAGCGGAGUAUAGGCAUUUUUACGCUUUUCCGAGGGAUUAUGCGUAUCAGCAGGCGCAUGUGCCUCUCCUUGAGCAGGAAGAGAUCGUGGGACAUUCGGUACGGGCGAUGUACUACCUCAUCGCUGCGUGCGACUACGCCCUCCACUCGGGGGACACAGCCGUCCUACACGCCGUUGAGCGGCUCUACACCUCCACGACCCGAAGGACGAUGUACCUCACCUGCGGGCUCGGGAGCGUCGAUCGAAGCGAGGGGUUCGCACCGCCCUACUGGCUGCCGGAUCAGGAAGAAGGCGGAUGUUAUUCGGAGACGUGUGCGAGUUUUGCACUUGCAAUGUUGAGCCAGCGGAUGUUGAGACAUCGGUUGAACGGGGAGUGGGGGGAUGUACUGGAGGGUGCGGUGUAUAAUGCUGUUUUGGGGAGUGUGUCUGCCGAGGCCCUUGGGGGGAAGAGCAGCGCAGCCAGAGCGCAAGAUGCCGCCCAAUCAGAGUCGACCGACCCUCAAGACAAAGAAGAAAGAUCAGGCAUAGCAUUCUACUACCAAAACCCGCUUACGACUUUCUCUGGCCACACCAAGGCCCGAAGCGAAUGGUUCGACGUCGCCUGCUGCCCUCCAAACGUAGCAAAGCUGUUCGGUCUCCUUCCCGAGCUAGCGUUUUCCUAUUCCCAGGAGGAGAGUGUGCUAGGAGUACACUUCUUCGUUAGCGCAGAAUGGGAGUUUGAGAUUCCUGGUGCGGGGAAAGUGAGGAUAGAGCAGGAGACAGACCUCCCUUGGUCGGGUAGCGUCCGGCUCACACUCACCUCCCCGCUCCCUAUCUCACUCGCCGUCCGCAUCCCUGGCUGGUGCCCGCACCCCUCCCUCCCCCCCGGGGGGACACUCAACUCCGGCUACUUCUACCUCCCAGCCCGCGCCUGGACCAGCCAAGCAGAAACACUUUCCCUCCCUUGGCUCGGAAGGUGCUUCCCCACCCUAGGACUGGGAAGCUGGAAAUAG
This is a messenger RNA of Dacryopinax primogenitus, 1620 nucleotides long. RefSeq names its product DUF1680-domain-containing protein. Gene Ontology annotation, biological process: carbohydrate metabolic process. NCBI's taxonomy places the organism in Eukaryota, Fungi, Basidiomycota, Dacrymycetes, Dacrymycetales, Dacrymycetaceae. The record is from RefSeq and is a predicted model, not a curated record. The coding region runs from base 1 to 1620 and encodes 539 amino acids. The transcript is spliced from 4 exons.